Molecule: messenger RNA, 521 nt
Organism: Staurois parvus
Lineage: Eukaryota; Metazoa; Chordata; Amphibia; Anura; Ranidae
Source: the annotation of a GenBank genome assembly
UGUCCGCAGUCUCUGGUCAUCUCCUGUACUAUGUCCGCAGUCUCUGGUCAUCCCCUGUACUAUGUCCGCAGUCCCUGGUCAUCCCCUGUACUGUGUCCGCAGUCUCUGGUCAUCUCCUGUACUGUGUCCGCAGUCUCUGGUCAUCCCCUGUACUGUGUCCGCAGUCUCUGGUCAUCCCUGUGCUUCUCUGUAUCCCUGUGUCCCGCAGUCUCUGGUCAUCCCCUGUACUGUGUCCGCAGUCUCUGGUCCUCUCCUGUACUGUGUCCGCAGUCUCUCUGUUCCUCCCCUGUUCUAUGUCUGCAGUCUCUGGUCAUCUCCUGUUCUGUGUCUGCAGUCUCUGGUCAUCUCCUGUACUAUGUCCGCAGUCUCUGGUCAUCCCUGUACUAUGUCCGCAGUCUCUGGUCAUCCCCUGUACUAUGUCCGCAGUCUCUGGUCAUCUCCUGUACUAUGUCCACAGUUUCUGGUCAUCUCCUGUACUGUGUCCGCAGUCUCUAGUCAUCUCCUGUACUUUGUCUGCAGUC